AUGAAGUUUGGUUUUUCGUCAUCAAUUAAGGGAAGAGAAGGAGGAAGAGAAAUAGCGGAAGGAAUUGGAGAAGGAACAAAAAAAGAUGUGGGAAUAGGAGAAGGAAAAGGUGAAGGAGGAGUAGAGGAAAUUGAAGAAGUGGGAAAAGAAGAA
Messenger RNA from Funneliformis mosseae, 153 nucleotides. The record is from the annotation of a GenBank genome assembly. Lineage: Eukaryota; Fungi; Glomeromycota; Glomeromycetes; Glomerales; Glomeraceae.